GAUCUCCUGACCUCGUGAUCUGCCUGCCUUGGCCUCCCAAAGUGCUGGGAUUACAGGUGUGAGCCACUGCGCCCAUCGGGACACUUGUUGAUUCCAUAUUUAUUGUCUGCUGUUCCAGGGACUGGGGACUAGAGGUGAAUACAGCCACGUUUGGACUGUCUAGGAGGUUGUGAUCCACAGAGGAAACAGACAUGAAAGCCAACUUGGGGCAGGGGGUGAAGUAUCGUAAUACUGGUAUCUGUGUGUAUAUGGAGGAAGGUUCCUAGUAGCAGGGUGGUUGAGAGAGUGCAUCAUUGUUGCAGAUUGGCGCUUCUGUUAUAACAUAACAUAUGCAGAUAUGUUAGGCCAGGGAGAAAGAGAGAGAGAGAGAGAGAGAGAGAGAGAGAGAGAGAGAGACAGAGAGAGCACGCGAGAGAUUGGGAGGGAGAGAGACACACAGAGAGAGGUUUUGAAAGCAUUGAUGUGGGGUCUACGUAUCCCCCCCCAUUCCCUAUGACCAUAGAAGCAUGCUGCCCUGCAAGGCUUUUGUUUGCCACCUUGAAGACAUGCAUGGAAUCCUCAGUUGUGACCUUGCGUUGCCUCCUGUCUUCAUAGUGGAGCUUCUUUAUCUGACCUGUGCCUCUGAUGAGCAGCCCUCCAUCACAGCCCUGCGGCCACGUCCUAGGCCCCUGCCUUCAGCUCUCCAGUUCAUUUCCUGCCUUGUUCCCAUUGCCACCUGUGGGCUUGGAGGGCCACCUGAUGCCCUCUCCCUCGGUUCCCCUGUGACUCCAGAGCUGCUCCCCUUCUGGGGUGCCCACAUCUGCGACACACUUGUUUGCCCAGUGCAUUUGCUGCACUUACAGUUCCUCUCUCGCUCUCGUAUUUCCAUUUAAAGCCCUCUUGAGAGGUCUGUCUCCUGCCAGCAGCAUUCCUUCUGGUUUACUAGAACUCUGUUUCUUACCCUGCCAGGAAUCCAGACAUGGAGUGAGCUUCAGCACAGCCUCUCUGCAGUCUCUUGUCUCCCCCAAAAUUGUGGCCUCUGGCUGUGAGAAACGGGCAUCCUGAGUCAGUGAGACCAGCAGUUAGCAUGCAGCAUCUUCCCUUCCCCCCCCCACCCCAAGUGAUCCUUUCUUAUUCUUCCUCCUCUUCCACUCAGCUUCAUCCUGCCUUGGGUCCAUUUGACAGACAGUAACUCCUUCAGUCCUUGUUGUCUUUUGUGUGGCAUCUGUGCCUGACAGGUCAGAAAUUACUUGUGAAGCAAGAUGGGGGAUCAUUGGUUGUUUCCACUUUUAGGAGGAAGUCAGAAUGGCUCCUUAGUGAUGCUUAGCCAAUAAGAAUAUACUGAUUUGGUUUACUAAUAAAUUUCGUUUCUGAAUACCAUUAUAUGCAUAGCCUUGUUUGAAGAAAAUUAAGGAGAACUGUUUUGCAAGUGGCAAUGAGCGUAAGACACUUAACUAUCUUCCUGCCCUUCCUGGUGCGGGCUUCUGUGCUCCCUGACUCUCCUUUUGUUAAAGGCGUCUGGGAAGGCAUUUGUCCUUCGGCUUCCCAGCUGGCCUCUUGUCUUCUCACUCCUGUAGCCCAUGGGUAGAAUCUCUCGCGCUGUGCACUUGCUAUCAUCUGACCUUGCCUCUGUUUCCAGGGUUUGCUCUGGCUGUCCCCUGCCAGGCAUACUCUAUGAGUGCGUCACAGAGCCAUGAGCAUGCCUGGCAGGGGACAGCCAGAGGCAGCCAUUGCUACUCUGAGUGUGUCCCUGGUCUCACUCUCUUGCAGCACAUGCUGCCCCGAUGGCCUGAGGGCCCUUCCCCUUUGUUUCUAUCUGGAGACUGUUCACUUAUCCCUCGAAGUGUAGCAUAGCUGUUUCCUCCUUCUUGAACCUCCUUAUAUUUCCUCAAGAAAACUUGAAGGCAAAAAUAAACCCCAACUUACUAUCUGUGGUAUGUUUCUGUUAUAAGCGUAGGACCUACUCGUAAUAACACAUUUCAAAAAUAUGGAACCGUAUAAAGAAAAUGAGCAUCACUCAUAAAUCACUAUUUAGACACAUGCAUUGUUUAUGUGUCUGAUAUUCUUUCUUUAGUAGUGCUUUUCGUGAUUUUAUGUGCAUUUGCAUUUUACUGACUAAAUAUUACUACAUAAACAUUUUCAUAUCUUGCCACUUCACCUAACAAUAGAACAUAAGCAGUUUCUUAUGGCAUUAAGAAUUGUUUGUACAUGUAAUUUUGAAUGGCUGUAUAUGAUUUCAUCUUAAGAAUAUACCAUAAUUGUAAUUUUUCAUUGUUAUAAAUAGCACUGUGGUCAACAUCCUUCUUACAAAAUUCUUUACCUGCACCUAUGAUUUCAUUUUCUAAGGUAGAUUAUUAGAAUGUGAACUACCUUGCACAAAGGACAAUAACUUCUUCACCCUUAGUUUCAGAAAGAACAUGUUGUCUUUGGAGAAAGACAGAAACAUGGAAAAGCAUAAAGAAGAAAGUAGGCCAGGCGCAGUGGCUCACACCUGUAAUCCCAGCAUUUUGGGAGA
Sapajus apella (tufted capuchin) is the source of this 2494-nucleotide messenger RNA. RefSeq lists its product as uncharacterized. The record is from RefSeq and is a predicted model, not a curated record. The transcript has a single exon. Bases 507 to 872 code for a protein of 121 amino acids. Lineage: Eukaryota; Metazoa; Chordata; Mammalia; Primates; Cebidae.